CCGGGUGAAUUGCUCUCCCAGCUGGCUGCGCGGCGGGUUUUGAAUGGCGCUGCCGGGGGGCCGUAGACUGGUGCUUGGGGAGACGCUCUAAGCUAUCGGAACUGCUGCUGAGGAGGCGCCGUACCAUGAGCCGCUGAAACCUUAUUAUCCUACAGGCUCAUAUUAGCCUUGAUGUUCACACCUCCUCUGGACCCUCUGCUUUUGAGACCUCUCUGAAUGCAAGGUAGAAUGGAAAGCUCUUCUCAAAAACUCCAUUCAAAGAGGAUGUUCAGGGAUAUAAGAGAUUAUGGCAUCUGAAGCUCACAAUGAUAGAAAACGGAACCUUUUGUAUAUUGAGGGCCAUUCCAUUGAUCUUCCUAGAAAAAGGAUCUCUCAUUUCACUAAUAAGAACAUGAAGGAGGGUAAGAAAUCUCCAAAACAGUUGGCUGCUUAUACAAAUAGAACAGUUGGAUACACUGUGAAAAGUCCAGACAAACUGCACAAAGAAGUAUAUUACAGAAAGAAAGUACAUCAUUAUUUUCCAAAUCCUUGUUAUAGAAGAAAACACUUUCCUAGAAGCAGGGGCUGUGACAUGGCAAAUAAAGAAAAUGAACUGGCUUGUGCAGGCCACCUGCCUGAAAAAUUACGCCAUGACGGUCGGACAUUUUUACUUAAUGCCAGUGAUUCUAGUUCUUCACAAACAGAAAGCCCAUCUUCAAAAUAUAGUGGGUUUUUUACUGAGGUUUCUCAGGAUCAUGAGACAAUGGCACAAGUCCUUUUCAGUAGAAAUCUGAGGUUGAAUGUAGCUUUAACUUUUUGGAGAAAACGAAGUAUAAGUGAACUGGUAGCCUAUUUGGUGAGGAUAGAAGAUCUUGGAGUGGUAGUAGAUUGCCUUCCUGUGCUCACUAGCAGUUUACAGGAAGAAAAGCAGUACAUUUCACUAGGCUGCUGUGUAGAUCUGUUGCCUCUAGUAAAAUCACUACUUAAAAGUAAAUUUGAAGAAUAUGUGAUAGUUGGUUUGAACUGGCUUCAAGCAGUCAUAAAAAGAUGGUGGUCAGAACUGUCUGCUAACACAGAAAUUGCAAAGGAUGGAAACAUUCAUAUUUUAAAACAACAGUUAAGUGGAUUGUGGAAGCAAGAAAACCAUCUUACUUCUGUUCCAGGAUAUACUGGUAAUAUAGCUAAGGACGUAGAUGCUUAUUUAUUACAAUUACAUUGAGAAGUGUCAUCACCUGAAGAGGACUACUUUAUUCAGAAUUCUCCUGGACUGUGUUGCUUCCAGAAAGAGGUGUCUUCUGAGAACUAUGAACCAAGGAGGGAAGUGGAAUCUUCCAGAAAUGCCAUUUAAUGAAACCACUAAUUAUACCCUAACAAUCUACUUCACAUUGAAGUGGAAAAAUAUCCACAAGGAGCAUCUUUGACUUCAAUGAGGUGAAAGUGCACUAUGAAAAAUUGUAUGUCUUGACUGCGUUUGGGAUUUGUAUGAUUAUUUGGGGGAAAGUUGUUUAAGUGCUUCUAUGUCUUAUUGCAGUCCUUCAUAUUGCAUAAAAAUAUAAUUUAUACUGACAUGAAAAUAUAAAAUGAGCAGGACAUUUUACUAGGAACCACAAAGACCAAUCAUCCUUAAUAUUUUUUUAAGAUUGUGUUUUAUAAAACAAACCACUAAAAUGUGUGCAGCUACUUUGUGAUCAUAUUGAAAAGACUUUAAAGAUGUUUAAAACAACAUAGCAAAUAAUGGAUAAUUUUUUCAUACUGAGAUACUGUGUAAAGCAAGAUGCCUUAAAUAUUAGCCUGUUUGAAAAAGCCAAUGUAUUAUGUUACUUAUAUCUUUUAAAACAAUCAUGCAUACAAGCAUGAAAUCAGGGGUUUUACAUUCAUGUACAAUAUUGGUUUUGGAACCUAUUUCACAGUUUGAAAAACUUGAGUAUAUUUUUCUCUGAUUUUUUGCCAGAACUUUGUGUGUGUGUGUGUGUGUGUGUGUGUGCGUGCGCGCGCGCGCAUGUAUGUAUGUAUGUGUGUGCAUGUGUGUUUAUUUUGAGUAUAAAAAGUUGAAUAUGAAUUUGAUGAAUGCUUAACUGGAAAUGUCCUUGGAGUUAGGUAAUUUAUAUUCACUUUUAAAAAUUAUAUUUGAAUUUCUAUUAUUUUCAGUUCUGUAUCACUUAAAACUUUUAUUUGAGUAAAUAUACUAAAUGUUUCUUUUUUUUAUUUUUUAAUUCAUAUAAUUUCAUACACUUUCUAAAUUCUCGCCACUUGUGUUUUGGAUAGUAGUACUUAAUUCUUUAGAAAUGUUUACAGCUAGACUUGACCUUAUGUUCUCCAUCCAAAUAAUUGAUAUACUACCUCCUCUAAUGGUUGGUAUGGAAUAGGGUUCAUAUUUUUCUUGGUGUGUACAAACCCAGUUUUGGUAUGAUUACCAGUGGAAUGUGUUAAAAUUCCACAACUUUUAUCAGUAUGGCUAAUAUUGCCACUAGGUAGGGAUAGGAAGCUUUGUUUGUAUACCACCAGCUCACUUAGAACAAGCCUGGUAGUGAUCUAGCCAAAUGGUUUUGGUAAUCAGUUUUCUCUGAAAUGUUCCCUCAUGGGCAUGAAUGUAAAUCUGUAGCAUUUUCCAAUCAAUAACUACUGAUGUGAAUAUUGAAUGUGCAUCUUUCUUGCUUUAAAAGCAUAAUUUUCACUGAGUCUGGAUGAUUUUAUUUUGUAGUUGUGCCACACAGUGGAAAAUGUCAUAACUAUUGCUUUUCUUGAAUCUUUAGCUAGAAACGUUCCACAUUACUCUAAUUCCGUGAUCUUAAGAGGUGAGAAGGUAGUAAGUAUUGAUAAUCUACACAUUUGAGAGAGAAAACAUUAAUUUCCCUUAUUUCUCAUUUAAUACCCAAGUAAUUAUUCUUUUUAUUGAAUAAAUAGUCUGAGCAGUUAGUCAAUUGGAAUGAAGUAGUAAUGAGAUUUAGAGAAUUAGGGGAUCUGAUCCUUUUUAGUUAGCUUCAGAGAAAAAUAGCUGUGUUGAGUGCCCCUACCCAGUCUUCAAAAUUUGUGGUUUUAUUGACAAGGAGAACCAGUUGUGGAUAGCUCAGCACAAAGCCAUCACUAGUGGAAAAGUAAUUCAAAAGUAUAUGUUCAGCUGACUGAAUCAGUAGUGUCUUUGGAUACCAAAGACAGCACUUUAUGAAUACUACAUUUAAUACUAUAACUGCCAUGUUGAUUUUUGCUUUGGAACAAAGUUUUUAAUUUAUUUAAAUUUUUUAAUAGAUGUUUAGUCGAUCUUAAGUAAAAGUAAGAUAGCGAACCUCUGACAAUAUACAUCAUAAGAAAAUAUAAUUAUUCUUCUAUCUCCCUCCAAAAAAAAAAAAGUGCUCUUGCACUUGAGCACAGACAUUUUGGAUAGGAAUGCAUAAUACUCUACUUUAAACACUCUAAGCUCUAUAGGCAGCUUGAAGAUCUAAGUUAAAAACUAUUGAGUAGCUCACACUCCUGUUUUCCUGUUUUUAGUCCUCGUGUUUUUUAUUUCAGUACCUACCUCUCAGACAUUGAAAUCUAACUAGUGUUUGUAAGUGACUUUUAGAUUGCUGAAAGAAAGGUAUUAGAUAAACAAGUAUAAUUAAAUACUUCUGGUGUUAAAUUCUGUUCAGCUAUAGUAAUUUUAAUCAGAACAGUGUUGAAUUCCAGAAAGAGCCAAAGAAAGUGUUUACAAAGUAUUCUGGUAAUUGUAAACAGUUCAAACAUGCUUUGACCUAGAUUAGAACAAUUGCAUACUUGUUGCCCAUUUGUUGAACACUAACAGUGUUAGCAGUGUGGUGAUAUUUUAUACAGAAUUUAGGGACUAGACCCUUUCCAGUAGGGACCAAAGAGAUGCUUCCGCCUUUUCAGAUUCUCUUCUUAAUUUUGCAGCCUAGGAAGCCUUUGGGACUGGAAAUUUAAAGAUGUGAAUUGGGGUUAUCAUAUUCAUUUGGAUAGAUUGGAAUCAUGAAUUAGAUCAUAAUUAGAAUGACACGAAGAAUUAAGAGACAAGGACUAAAGUAGCAUGACUUUAAGAAAAGGUUGACUAAUGAUAGCACUAGCUUGUUUGCAUAGCAGAAACUGUAGAGUCCUGAGUUAUGUGAGAGUUUGCACGUAUGCUACCUAUAUUUCCUUCGAGGAAUGAUGCAUUUUAGCAACCAAACAUUGGAGACUCUUGAGAAGUUAGCCUAAAUGUUAGUUGAAACAGAAUUCUGUUAAAUUGUUCUGUAAAGAUAUGCUGCUAAAUUUGUAAUUGAAUCUGUUGUUAAAAUAAUAAUCUUAUUAAUAACAACCUUAGACUAUUCUUUCAUUUGGAAAGCUAUUGAGAAAAGAAUGUGCUACAGAAAUAGAGAUUAAAUUGUUAUAGUCCCUAAACACAAUUCACAUCGUCAGCAUUUUAAACUGUUUACUUGGAUACUUAAGUCAAUCUAGGAGCCACAAAUGGAAGAAGAAACAAAGUUUUCAUUAAAACUGAUUUACUCCAUUAAAGUUUACCCCUUCCCAAACCAACUACUUUCUUAUUUAAAGUUAAGAUACUAUCAGAUGCUACUGUCAGUUAAAAAAUAACAAUUUAAACAGCCAACUCAACUAAUCUGAUCCAUUCUGUAUAAAUACAAGAGUUUCAGUCUUUUGACAUAGGUUUUUGCCUUGCAGGUCACAUUAGCUAGAAAUAAUUUGCUGUUAGGGAUGAACUAUUAUGUCCUUUUUCCUUUAGCAAGUUACAUUUCAGACUAAUUUGAGGUUAUUUUAAAGCUUUUCUUAUGGCAUAGACUAAAGAAAUCGAAUACCUAAUGAUUUUAGAGUGAAGAAAACAUCUCCAAACUUUUAAUGCUCUUUUGAUGUACUGCAGGUUUUUUUUUUGUUUUAAUAACAGCACUAUAUUUCUUAAAUUAAUAUGAGUAUAAUAGGUCAUUAACUACCCUAGAACCUGAAUUGAGAUUAUUGCAAGUCAACUAGGCAAGAUGAACCAUAGAUCAACCUCCAUAAGUGGGGUACAAAGUUAGCAACAUUCUCAUUUAAGAUUAGACCACCUUAUUAAAUUUGUUAUCCAGUUUGCUACAUUAUUGAUCUAAGCCUUUUGUUUCAUCCAGGAUCUGCUGUGUGGUCAGAGCCUAUCUAUAAUACUGUAGUGUAAUCUCAGCAUAGCAGUAGAGCUGGUAUUUAAAGGAAGGACCUAAUACAUAUUAGGGGUUUUGAGCUGGCAUCCUCUUUCUCUUUUAUUGUAACUGGAAAGGGAACAAAGUCAGCACCUUCCUUCUGCCCCAGAGUCACAGAAACUCUGAUUUCAGUGCUGAAGGGAGGGAGACUUCAGAGACAGUAUAAACACAGCUUUUGGUAGAAAAGAAAUUCAUUCUAGAGCAUUCCUGAGAAGUAGCUAUAUUGCUUAUGCUUAAACUAUUGAAAGAGGAAUCCAUUACCAUCAGAGGCCUUCCACUUUAAGUAGCUGUAAUCAUAAUAACAUUUUUCUUGCUAUCAAACAAAAAUAUGACUCUGGGUCACUUUCACUCAUUGUUCCUCAUUCUGCCCUGUGGAAUCUCUUCUGUAUAACAGCUCUUCAAGAGGUUUUCUCAAAUUUCAUGGAGAAUCAAAGUUAAGACUAUAAAUGCAUAGAUUAAAUCAUCUAUCUUCCCUUGUUUAUGAAAAUAAGGGUAACAUUUACUGAUCUCUAGUUUUUUUUCUACUUCUGAACUCUGCAGAGAGGACUGACAACUUGGCAAUGACUUCUGGAUAGCUUAAUUAUUUUUCUUUACAUCAAACCAAAAGCUGCCUCCUCAUACUUUUUUACCCAUUGUUUCUGAAGCCAAGUAAAAAUCUCAGCCUUCAUAUAUCUGACAGUUCUUUAAAUACAAAGACAGCUGUUUUUAUACUACUCCUUAUUUUUUUCCCUGACUAGUCAACCUCAGUUCCUUUAAAUGAAUCUUCUGACAAGUUCUGUGGUUCCUUUUAUUAUAUUGUUCUUCCUUCUCUGGAAAUGUCCAAGUUUGUCAGUGUCUUUUCUAAAACCUGGCAGACAGCUAACAUUUUAAAAUGGGCAUCCUGUAAGCAUAUCAUCUUAAUAAGUCCAAAACAGAAUUAUCUUCCUGGCCCUCCACCUUCCCCCAAAUCGACUUCCUUCUUCCAAACUUCUCUAUUGCCAUUAAGGCACCCAGCUUUGUUGGUUAUCAUUCUUGAUUUCCUCAUUCUCCUUCACACUACCCAGUAAAUUGCUAAAUCCUGUUAUUUCUUUCUAUAUAUCUUUCUCGUACUUCCCCUCUUCUCCACUCACAGAACAAUCAUCCUAGUUCAGACCCUCCUCAUUACAUCUCAUCUAUAUUACUCCUAUUUGGUUUCUAUGCUUUAAGCCUUGCCCACUCCAAUCCAUCCUCCACAUCAUUGACAGUGAUUUUCUCAAAGUGCAAGUCUGAUCAUGUCAACCCAUUCCCCCCCUCCCCACCUCUUAAUUCCAGUGACUCCCUCUUAGCUCUUGCAUCAAAUAUAAAUUCUAAUAUUUAAGUUUAUCAUAAACUGGCCCCUUUCCUUUCCAAUUUACUAAUACAUUUUUAUUCUCACAUUCCAUGAUCCAGCUCUCUUGGUCAAUCCAUUUUUACACUCAUGCAAAAUUCCAUCUCCUAUCUGAGCCUUUUCAUUAGCUAUAUUUCUUUCCUCUCCUCCUUGAAUGCCUACAAUGCACUGCUUCCUCACCUCUGGGUUUUGGAAUACCAGAUUUCCUUCCAGACUAGAUUCCAGUGCCCACUUCUUCAUGAAGACUUUUUUGGUCCUACCUGCUGCUAGUACAUUCUUGCCCCAAACUUAAGUUUAUUCUUUUAUAUAUAUAUAUGUAUUCUGUAUAGACUUGUAUGUAUAGGGAUCUCCCUCUUUAGAAUGUAAACUCCUUGAACAUGGGGACUGCUUACUUAUCUUUGUAUCUCCAGAGCUUAAGACAGUUGCUAAUACACAUUAAAUGCUUAAUAAAUAUUUGUGAUUUAUUGGUGUGCUAUCAUCAGUGGAAAGUGCAGUGGAACUAUCAGUCACUUCCUUUAUUAUAGAUACUAUGCCUCUCUUAAUGCAGUCUAAGUCAUCAGGUUUUCUGACUACUGUUAAACUCAUGACUCAUUGAACUAGAAGUCUGCUAAAAUUCUUGGAUAUUUUUCACCCAUACUGCAUUGUUUUGUAUUUACACAGUAGUUUUUUAACCCAAUUUUUUCUUUAUCCCUAUUAAAUAUCAUCUUAAUGAAUCCUUAAUUCAGGGUUCCUUACCAGAGCUCCUUGCUUUAGUUCAUGCAGUUCUUUACAUGAGUAUAUAUACUAGCAUAAUUCUAUGUCACCACCUCCUUAAUAGAAUGCUAGACUUUGAGUCAAGAACUAGGCCCAAAUACAGCCUCAGACACUUACUAGUUAUGUGUUGCCUUGGAUAUUUAUUAGUUGUCUCAGUUUCCUUAUUUGUAAAAAGGGGUUAAUAGUCAUGUUCUUCACGUGUUCAUUGUAAAAUUAAAUGCAAUAAUGCACUUUGAAAACCUUAAGGUAAUAUUUGAAGAUGAGUUAUUAUUUUGAAUGCUAGUGAAAAAUACUUUGCUAAAAAGUAUGGGUGAUAAAUAGAGUAAACUAGAUAUCUUAAUGCCAAGAGUGAAAUUUGACUUACAGAGGUAUCACAGAUUCCAUAGGUGUAUCCCAUUACUAGUAUUCAAAAUGAUAACUCACCUUUAAAUUGCCACAAUUUCUUAAUUAUAUUUUCAAGCCUUCAAGAAAACUUUUUUUCCAGUCUUACUUGUAUUUAUUUUUCCUGAGCAAAGAACUGAUCAUUUCAAUAGUCAUAGUUCCAGAACCCAAAUCAUGUUAAUCAGAUACUAUCUUCCUAACUAGUUGUUCACAUUCUCAUACACACCUUUCUUUUUUGAAGUCUUCAUUUUCAUUUGGUAAUGAAAAUAUCACUUAUAUUUUUAAGUUCUUCAGUUUCUUGUACAAAACUUCAUUAUUCUAGCAGCAUUUCCUAGGUUUCUUUUGGUGGUAUGCAUUACCAGUAAUGCAUAGCAGUUGUGUUUGACAAAUCUUAAGAGAUUUUAUAUCACACUCCAGGCUUGAACUCCUGACCAGGAAAAUAGCAUAUUUCUUUCUUUACCCCAAGUCUAAAAACAACCAUCUCAGUUUCCCUAGCAAGAUAUUUCCAGCCACUGAACUUCACUUCUAUCUUUGAUUAGAAUAUAAACUAUUCUCCAAUGGUACUUGUGAAAACUCAUAAUUGUUCAUUUCAGCAAAAAUUUGUUAAGUACCUACUAUGUUCAAAGCAUUUCUAGGUGGUGAGGAUCUUUCCAUGGCAUAUGGGAUACUGUUCCUGCCUGAGAACACUUGGAGCUGAGCUUUAUGUUCCUUUGGAAGAGUUUCAUAUCUAUCCAUAGUACCAAAAGGUUUAGUAGUUCUUCCUUUUUUUGUUUUGUGUUUUUUUAUUGUUUGACUGUCCAAUACAGCUUAAAAAUUCUUUUCUGCCUCUAUAGAUUUUUUAUUUCCCCUUUCAAACAAGACUUCACUUUUCUCUGAUAAUUUAGAGAGUAGAGAAGAUUCUUCAGCCCCUUCAUCUCCAGUUUAAUGUGCUAUAGCAGACUUUUGCUACAUGUUGCUUGCAGAAAUUAAAAUAUAGUAUGUUCUCUACAAAUCAAUGCAAAAUACUCUUUGCUCUCUGUAUUCAAUAGAACCAGAAUCCUUAACACUUUUGUAGUUCUAAUUCUUGGGUUGGUGAUUCCUACUUCCUUCCUUCCGCAGCCUGAUCCACACUUAGUUUCCUGCCAAAGCGCUAAUGCAAGCAGGAACUGCCUUCAUUUCUCUGUGUGAAGGUGCUAUGAAAAAAAUCUAGCUUCUAGUCGGCUUUCUUUUAAUCUAUUUCUCCUUUUUUCUUUCCUUCCACUGUUGAUCAGACCUCAGAUACCUAAUUUCUAAUUCCCGUUUUUUCAAUAUUUUAUACUCUCAUUUUGACUAUAAAAUAAUUACAAACUCUGAAAUAUUAUCUAAAACAUUUUUAGAAUUCAGUAUCACACUUGUAUUUUCUCCUUAUAGGAAAUGAGGUAUCUGAGCUUUUUUCUUUUAGAGAUCUCACAUGCCUUUUGGGACCUGUUAUAUAAGGAAAUAAUUUAGUACUCUGCCGAGAAGUAUGAAACCAAAGGAGUUAAAUUGCCAUAGCCUGGAACAAAGAUUUUUUCUCCUCUUUGGUUUUUAUUGUUGUUUUUAUAAAACCAUGUGGGUUUUAUGCUCUAUGUUAAGUUUUCAUAUUGUUUCAAAAGUUAGUGGAAGUAAUAUUAAUUACCUAUAGUUUUUCAUUGCUACAUUUGUCUUUCUGUUAUAUGUUUUUCACAUAAAAUACAUGAACUGUCUUUAAAGUGAGAACUGCCUUUGUUUAUGUGUUUUCUUUUCCUGCCUCAGUUUGAUCUAAACACUACCCAGAGGUUCAUGUAAGAUAAUAUUUCUACCCUUUUUUUUAAACUGAAAAAACUAAAAGAGGGGAGUGGGGAGUUUCCUUACAUGAAUUACCUACAGAUCUUCUAGGAGAGAAAUGGAAAGAAUAUGAAAAAGAAUGGAUUUGAGGAAUGCUUUGAACAACUCACAAUUCAUGUAAAAACCAUUAAGAAGAAGAUAGCACAUAGAUUUUAUUUUGAAGUUUGGAACAGAAACAUCUGUCUUUUGGAGGUUUUAUUUUUAAUUAUAAAUAUUUAGAGACAACCUUCCAUUUUAAUGUAUUGACUUUCCUUCAAGCAUCAAAAAAAAUCAUUUUCUGAAUCAGUAGAAAGCUUAGAUAUCAGUAUUAAGCAAGUUAUUUGAGAUAAGUGUGUGUGUAGAGUUGGAAAAGAUUUUUGGAUGAAUUCCUACGUACGAUAACCAUCAUACUGUUUUGCUUUAGAAAGAAGGACCAGUUUAAGAUAUAAAUCAUUUUUAGCUGUAAAUAGGUUAAUUGAUUGAAGCCAUCCUAGUUAUUGCUGGAUAUGUUUUACAAGAACCUCAUAACACUCAGAUAGUAAUCUUAAAAUUGUUCUCCCUUCAUAAUUAAAAGCAAAACAUAAUCAUUUCUACAAGCUUUCUUGGAAAGGAAAGUUUUCUGUAGCUGAAUCUGAACCUAAAUGUACAAAUUUUCCUCCUUCAAAACAAACAGAAGCAAAUAUAGAAAGAUUGUCGCUACAGUGCUUGACAAAAAAAAAGGUGAAAAAAAGCAAAUUCAUGUUUUCCUUCCUGCCCAGCUCUGUUGCUUUUUUAUAGGAAGUUAACAAGCUCAAGUGAUAACACAAUUUUGCCGUUUGUCUUUUUGACUUUAUAAACUGGAUAUUUUUAAGUGGUUAUCCUAAGUAGGAAUUGAUCUUAAAAAUAGAUCUUGGCCAUUCCUAUUCAUAUCUACCCUGAGUAAAAGGGUAUAUUUGCAUUUAGGAAAUGUAAUGAUGUUCUCUGUUAAAAUGUAUCUGAAAUUAUGGGUUUAUUUCCCUAUGGCAUUACUUUUGCCACAGCAGAAAAUGAACAGAACCCCUUAGCAGACUCUUAUAAUAACACCUAUGAUUUAUUGGUUUUGUUUAAAACAAAAGUAUUUAAAUUACCAUAUAAUAUCAGCAAUAAAAAUAUAUUCUACAAGUUAUUUGGUGGUAGUGUUUGUUUUGACCAAGAAUAGUUUUUACCUCUUAACUCUUUGGCUUCAUUUUAACAACCAAAGUGAUCAGGACAUAACUAUUUGUACCCUUGUUCUUUACUUUUUUAUGAAUUAUUCUUAGUUUUGUGACUUCUACUUCAUUUGUAAGCCUUUUCUUUAAAGGAAAAAUGAAUAUUUUCAAAGUACAAUGAAUUAAAGGCAUUUUCCAACUUC
This is a messenger RNA of Monodelphis domestica (gray short-tailed opossum), 10780 nucleotides long. It is a transcript of the gene KATNBL1, whose product is annotated as katanin regulatory subunit B1 like 1. The record is from RefSeq and is a predicted model, not a curated record. Gene Ontology annotation, molecular function: microtubule binding. NCBI's taxonomy places the organism in Eukaryota, Metazoa, Chordata, Mammalia, Didelphimorphia, Didelphidae. Gene Ontology annotation, cellular component: nucleolus.